CGGGGCGCGGCGACGCCGGCGCCGGCAGGUCCCGUGACAGCGCCCCGCCCCGGCCGCCGGCAUGCAGCGCCCCCCGGUGCUCGUCACUUCCAGGCGAGUGCAGAAUGUCCACACGGGCCUGGACCUGGCCGUGCCGCAGCACCAGGAGGUGCGGGGCAAGAUGAUGUCCGGCCACGUGGAGUACCAGAUCCUGGUGGUCACCCGGCUGGCUGCCUUCAAGUCGGCCAAGCACAGGCCCGAGGAUGUGGUCCAGUUCUUGGUCUCCAAGAAGUACAGCGAGAUCGAGGAGUUCUACCAGAAGCUGAGCGGCCGUUACCCAGCGGCCAGCCUGCCCCCGCUCCCCAGGAAGGUCCUGUUCGUCGGGGAGUCCGACAUCCGGGAAAGGAGAGCCGUGUUCCACGAGAUCCUGCGCUGUGUCUCCCAGAACGCGGAGCUGGCUGCCAGCCCAGAGCUGCUGGAAUUCUUAGGCACCAGCUCCCCAGGGGCGGCAGACCCCAGCAGCAGAGGUGUCUCUGUCCUGGACACAGGCGGCCAGGCCGGGGACGAUGGGGAGGCUUUCGACUUCUUCCAGCAGCAGGAAGGCGCGGAGCGGCCGCCCACCCCCCGCCAGGAAGAGGACGCAGGGAAGUCCUCGGAAGAGGAGGAGGCACUGGACCCUCUGGGCAUCAUGCGCUCCAAGAAGCCAAAAAAAUGCCCCAAAGUAGCUGCGAAGCCCAGACCCUCGCCACGGCUCACCCUCUUUGACGAGGAAGUGGACCCUGAUGCAGGGCUCUUCAGCCCAAGCAGGAAGCUCCCCGCCGGGGGCUCCGCGGAGGACGCAUGCCCCAGGGACCCCCUGAAGUUGUUUGACGAUCCUGACCUCGGUGGGGCCGUCCCCCUGGGUGACCCCUUACUGCUGCCGGCAGCACCUGCGAGUGGAGGGCCCGCGCCUCGCCUGGGCUACGGAGAGGCCGCCGAGGAGCUGUUCAGAGUUGAAGAGGACUUGGACCAGAUUCUGAACCUGGGGGCGGAGACCAAACCCCAGCCCCCGCCUAAGCCCAAACCGCCCGUGGCAGCUAAGCCAGCGCCACCCCGAAAGCCCGCUGCUCCCCCCAGAGCGGGCCCGUCCGAGGCCGCGGCCAGGCCGUCACCACCGCCGCCGCAGAUCCAGGCCAUGGACGAGAUGGACAUCCUGCAGUACAUCCGGGACCAGGACGCGCCCGGCCAGACCGCCCCCAGCCUCUUCUGACCCUCCCUGCCCUGUGCUGGCCCCGGCCGGCAGCCCCUCCCCUGUGCGGAGGUGGGGACGGUGCCUUGCAGGCCUGGACCUCUAGUGCCGAGGGGGGCAGGGUGGAAGCCGGGGUCACAGGACCCCUGUCCUAUCUGUGCCUUUUUCUCUGGCCGGUGGGGUCACGGGCCCCUGCGGGGUAUAGAGCGGGGGUCCCCAGAGGAAUUGAGCCCAGUUUCCUCAGCCACAGCAUGUGGAGGGGGAGCUGGUGGGGAUCCUGGCUAACGGGAGGUGGCCCCAGGAUGGACUGGGACGGGGAGCCCAGAGCGGCUCAUGCAGGGCAGGAGACUGUGUCCACUUGUGCCCACCGGCUCUGCCUCCUCAGCACAGGAUGGAGGGCCUGCCACCCUGGGUGGGGCUGGGGGCAGCAUGGCUCCUGGGCCGGUGGCUCUGGGAGGGUCCCCCAGGAGAGGGACGUUGAGAGGUGCCUGGGGGAGCCUGGCUGGCUGGGGCGUCCCUGAGUCCCCUCUGGUUCCCAGGUACUGAGCAGGGUGCUUUCCUGUGUCCAGUUUAGAGAUAUCAGGCCAGCCCUCCUGGGGUGUGGGUGCCCAGCAAGCCCAGGUCUUCCUCUCUUCCUUUCCCAGGGGAGACCUGGCCAGACAGACCCUGGCCCCCAGGGCCUCUGGCCAUAGAGCCAGGGCCAGCCCGCAGCUCUGAGCUGCGAUCCCCGCGCCUGCAGGGCUCGGCCGGGCCUGGGCCUGGCGUGCACCUCCUGUGCCGAGUGGGCUUUGGCAGGACGCGCUCCGGCGGCUGCUGCCAGGCCUCCCUGUCCAGCAGCAGGUGCUGCCAGGCCUCCCUGUCCAGCGGCAGGUGCUGCCAGGCCUCCCUGUCCAGCGGCAGGUGCUGCCAGGCCUCCCUGUCCAGCGGCAGGUGCUGCCAGGCCUCCCUGCCCUCCCGGGGGGAGGAGCCUUGUGCAGGGCAGGGCCAGUGCCUUAGACUCCUCCCGGACCCCUCGCCCCGCACGGCUGCUCAGGAACCCUCCGUGAAUGAAUGUUUAAUGAGCAAAGAAUACCUUUUCGUGAUCGAGUCUUCACGUUCGGACCCAGUUUUCAUGAAACAGGUGUUUUGUGAAAUGCAAUCACUCUUGUCCCUUGGCUCGUCCUGCCUGGCGGAGGCUUUGGAAGAGGGGGUGAGACCAGGACCCCAGACCUUUCCUGCUUGGGGCCAGCAGACAACCCUGAGGGAGGCCCCCUGCCCGAGCCGGGGGCUGGCUGCCAUCAGAGCCUCUAGUCCCCUGUCCCUGCACCGGGACCCAGGGCGGUGGGAGCUCUCCGUCUGACCUGUUGUGCGUCGCACUCGCCCAUCAGCUGUCCAGUCCUGGACAGGCUGUCCCUACCCUCCACCUGCGCCAGAGGGAGAGGAAAUCGGCAGGGCUGGGGGCUGGGAGCUGGAUUCCCCCUCCUCUUUGCCUUACCCAGCUCCCAGGGCCCCGUCUCCUGGCCCUGAGUGGCUCUGGGGCAGCCUCAGGCCUGUGUGCCACUCCUGUUCACUGCCAGGCCUUCCCACCCUGCCCAGCCCUGCCCACUCCCUUGCUGAAGGCAGGGGGGAUGGAGUGAUGGUGGGAGAGGGAGGCAGUUCUGCCUGGGCUCCUACCUGCCCAGUUCUCAACUCUGAACCCCAUACCAGCGCCCUGCCCCUCCCUGUCUGCCCCCCCACACACACACCUCCCACUGACCUGUGACGCACCUGUGCGGGGCUGGCCCUCUGGGGGUCACAGACAGAACCUGCCACUCAGGUGUGAGUUCCUCGGCUGCGACCCCGCCUCCUCGGCGCCCUGGUGCUCGCCAGGCAUCUCUGUUGACCUGCUGGUGAGCCAGUGACGCCAGUUCUACAAUAAAGCCUGUCGUGACUCCUUCCA
This is a messenger RNA of Myotis myotis, 3125 nucleotides long. RefSeq names its product HCLS1 binding protein 3 (gene HS1BP3). The record is from RefSeq and is a predicted model, not a curated record. Lineage: Eukaryota; Metazoa; Chordata; Mammalia; Chiroptera; Vespertilionidae. Gene Ontology annotation, molecular function: phosphatidylinositol binding. The coding region runs from base 62 to 1228 and encodes 388 amino acids. The transcript has 7 exons.